This is a messenger RNA of Syngnathoides biaculeatus (alligator pipefish), 1308 nucleotides long. It is a transcript of the gene best4, whose product is annotated as bestrophin 4. The record is from RefSeq and is a predicted model, not a curated record. The coding region runs from base 1 to 1308 and encodes 435 amino acids. NCBI's taxonomy places the organism in Eukaryota, Metazoa, Chordata, Actinopteri, Syngnathiformes, Syngnathidae. The transcript has 8 exons. Gene Ontology annotation, molecular function: chloride channel activity.
AUGACGGUGUCUUAUACCCUUGAGGUGGCCAACGUGAGAUUUGGAGGCUUCUCCAAGCUCUUGUUCAGGUGGAAGGGCAGCAUCUAUAAGCUUCUCUACAAGGAGUUUCUCCUCUUCUGCGUGGUCUACGUCUUUAUCAGUGCGCUCUACAGGUGGACGCUAACACCCAAGCAACAGGAUCUGUUUGAACGUUUUGCCCUCUACUGCGACCAGUUCACCAACACCAACUUCAUCCCUGUUCUCUUUGUACUUGGCUUUUAUGUAACAUUAGCAUUCAAUCGGUGGUGGGGUCAAUACACCAGCUUCCCGCUGCCCGAUAACCUGAUGAUGGUCGUCUCUGGGAAUGUCCACGGAGUCGACGAGAGGGGUCGCCUGUUGCGGCGCACGCUCAUGCGAUACGCCAACCUGUCGUCGGUGCUGAUCCUCCGCUCCAUCAGCACCAGAGUGCACAAGCGCUUCCCCACGCUGCAACAUGUGGUGGAGGCUGGUUUCAUGACGUCACAAGAGCUGGAGGUGUUUGAGUUGCUGCACUCAGACUUCAAUAAGUACUGGAUGCCGCUGACCUGGUUUGCAAACCUGGCGUCCAUAGCGAGAGAGGAGAACCGCGUGAGGGACGAUAUCGCUUUGAGACUCCUCAUGGAUGAGUUGAACAACUACAGGGCCAAGUGCAGCCUCUUGUUCCACUAUGACUGGAUCAGCAUUCCUCUGGUCUACACUCAGGUGGUAACGUUAGCGGUCUACUCAUUCUUCGCCUUUUGCGUGAUCAGCCGCCAGUUCCUCAACCCGGACAAAGGCUACAAGGACCACAAGCUGGACCUGUACGUCCCCGUCUUCACAUUGCUGCAGUUCUUCUUCUACGCUGGAUGGCUCAAAGUGGGAGAGCUGAUCAUAAACCCGUUCGGCGAGGACGACGACGACUUUGAGACCAACAAGCUAAUUGAUAGGAAUAUUCAGGUAUCCAUGUUGGCAGUGGAUGACAUGUACCAGAACCUGGCACCCCUAGAAAAAGACAAGCACUGGUCCCAAAAAUAUUUCUCAAUUCCUUACACUGUAUCCACGGAAGCAGACCGCCUCAGACCAGCUUAUAAGGGCUCCACCUUUGACAUAAGGGUGAGCUUAGAGGAUCUGGAGCUGACUCAGCCUGCUGAUGGUUUCCCUCUGCGGGCUUCCUCCCUGGAGGGCAACAAAGAUGGCCUCCUCCCAUCGCUGACAGAUGAGUCAACGCGUCACCUCAUGAGGGAUGACAAGGAUGGCAUCGAUCUGAAAGAACAAGAAAAGAUCACAGUAGAUAGCCAACAAUGUCAAUAA